AUGCUUUCCAGAAAUCUCCGACUGAGAGUCCGAUUACGGUUCUUGGACACACUCACUAGACGUGUAUCUGGAACGACCCGGUUAUGCACAAACAAAUAUCAAGCUUAUCUACUUUUUAUUGAAAGACACAUCGCUAUCUCACACACGGGAAAGGGUUUUUCUGCUGCUGUUCAUCCUAUCUUACCCAGGCUAAAACUCAUCUUCAAACAGAGAUCCCAACAAAGUAAGGUGUUAAUUUACUUUCUGCCCUCUUACACAUUGAUAAAGAGAAGAGAAUAG
Lactuca virosa is the source of this 279-nucleotide messenger RNA. NCBI's taxonomy places the organism in Eukaryota, Viridiplantae, Streptophyta, Magnoliopsida, Asterales, Asteraceae. The record is from the annotation of a GenBank genome assembly.